This is a messenger RNA of Morone saxatilis (striped sea-bass), 1567 nucleotides long. Its product is annotated as hyaluronidase PH-20-like. Gene Ontology annotation, molecular function: hyalurononglucosaminidase activity. Gene Ontology annotation, cellular component: acrosomal vesicle. Gene Ontology annotation, biological process: hyaluronan catabolic process; carbohydrate metabolic process. The coding region runs from base 1 to 1449 and encodes 482 amino acids. The transcript has 3 exons. The record is from RefSeq and is a predicted model, not a curated record. Lineage: Eukaryota; Metazoa; Chordata; Actinopteri; Moronidae.
AUGAACCAAGUCAAACUGAUCGAUGACAAACAUCAUUUCUUCUCCAUCUUCAUCACAAUGUUGGCCCUGCCGUGCUCUCUCCAGGCCUUACCGAGGACAGACCCUCCCAUCCAUCCUGGCCACCCCUUCCUGUUCAUGUGGAACGCCCCGACCGAGCUGUGCGAUAUCCGCUUCGGCAUGCCACUUGACCUCUCCUACUUCCACUUUGUCAGCAGCACUCUGAAGACAGCAACCGACCAGAGCAUCUCCAUAUUCUACACUGACCGCUUCGGUAUCUUCCCCUAUGUGGACGAAGACACUGGCGAGAUGUACGACGAGGGCCUGCCACAGCUCAUAGACCUGCAAGAACACCAUGACCUGGCUAAGCAAGACAUUGAGUACUACAUCCCUGACGACCAGCAGGGCCUUGCUGUGCUUGACUUUGAGGAGUGGAGGCCACAGUGGGUUCGAAAUUGGGGAAGCAAGGACAUCUAUCGACAGAUUUCUAUCGAAACAGUCAAGAAGAGGAAUGUGUCGUUGUCCGAUGACGAGGCAGAGGAAAGGGCAAAGAUCGUGUUCGAACGUGCAGCCAAGAGGUAUUUUCUCCGAUCUAUCCGCACUGGGAAGAAGCUGAGGCCCAACAGACUCUGGGGUUACUACCUGUACCCCGACUGCUACAACUACGACUACAACCAGGACAUGGCUGGUUAUACUGGAGAGUGUCCUGCCAUCGAAAACAACAGGAACGAUGAACUCCUGUGGCUCUGGACAGAGUCCACAGCGCUCUAUCCGUCCAUUUACCUGGAGCUGGUGCUCAGAGACUCCCAGCAGGCAAAGCUGUUCGUCCGGCAUCGCAUCCAGGAGGCCAUCAGGGUGUCAAUGCUCCCAAACAGCUCCUACUCUAUUCCCAUCUACGCCUACAUCCGUCCGGUGUACAAGGACAGCAUCGAUGACUACAUGUCAGAGUUUGAUCUGGUGAACACCAUCGGAGAAGCUGCUGCACUCGGUGCCGCCGGCGUAGUUUCUUGGGGUGACAUGAACGUCACCGACACAGAGGACUCCUGCUUAGAUGCUCGACACCACCUGGAGCGGGUCAUGAACCCAUACAUCCUGAAUGUCUCCACAGCAACACAACUCUGCAGCGAGGCACUAUGUCAGCGCCAAGGUCGCUGUGUGAGGAAGCACUGGGAGGAAGACGUCUACCUCCACCUCGACCCCAUGCGUUACCGGAUCCAGCAGCAGCGCCGCGGUGGCCCACUGACUGUGAGUGGUAGCCUCUCCCAGGAUGACAUCAACUGGUUUGACCGCAACUUCGACUGCAUGUGCUACAGCGAGGAGCCGUGCAGAUCGGUCCUAACGGUCAACGCCAUCAAUGAGGCUUUUAUCACCACGAGGGAUCAAGCUGCUGACAGGCCCCGUCCCCUCCUGGCGGUGAUAAUGCUACUGUGUCUGAAGUCUGCUGUGAUGUAAAUAUAAAUGAAUAACACAAAACUGAUACCUGUGAUACAGAGCAUGUGGUUGCAGGCAGUUAAAAGACAAUUCCACUGUUCACUGUUCACCUUGUUUUUUUCUUGUUAUUUCUGACUGU